Planococcus citri (citrus mealybug) is the source of this 1580-nucleotide messenger RNA. RefSeq lists its product as uncharacterized. The transcript is spliced from 4 exons. The record is from RefSeq and is a predicted model, not a curated record. Bases 130 to 1500 code for a protein of 456 amino acids. NCBI's taxonomy places the organism in Eukaryota, Metazoa, Arthropoda, Insecta, Hemiptera, Pseudococcidae.
CGGUUUUCUGUCUAGAUUUCAUAAUUUUGUUUCUUGUUUCUUCAAGUUUUAACUUUUUACUAUUUUACUACCUACGUUGAAAACUUUAACGCCGCCGUUGAUUGAAGUAAUUUAUACGAAGAAAACGUCAUGGCGCCUAAAACGCAGGUUGAGGUUGAGAGGUUGAAAAGGGAGCUAUCAGAGGCGAAAGGCUCAGCCAAGGCGUUGCGAGAUCUACUGUCCGACAAAAAUAAACAGUUACGAGAAUAUAUACAGAAGGCAACUUAUUUGGAAUUGGAAUUGGAGGCCGCAGAUCAGUUGCGUACGGCGAUUACGAUUAGAAAUUUGGUAGAAAAGGUCGAAGAGACGGCUAAGCCACCAGAAGUUGAUUCGUAUGAAUGGAAAUGCGGCAUGAGUAGAGAAGACAGGUGGGAAGCGAUUCUAAACGAUAUCGAAGACCAUGAUUGGGUUAGUCGUUUCAUAAACUGUAUGGAGAGAAUAAUUGCUAUAGUGCAGAAACGUGACGUUGAAGCGGGAUCAUCGAAAUGUCACACUGAAGAUGAUAAAGAAAAUAAAGACGAUAAAGAAGAUAAAACCAAACCGAAACCGAAACCUUCACCUUCGCACGAACAAGUUGCGCUAAAAAUAACGAACAUUAUUAGCCUAUGUGAUCGUACAGUAAAUGGACACCUGAACCAAAUUCCAGCAUAUGAAACGUUAUUUGCAUCACCUGAUAUGGUCGGCGCCGUCAGCUGCCUGCAAGAUUUAGAACUCCAGAUUUACUGCUUGAUUGAAGCUGAAAGACGCUCCAAGUUCGAAAAGCGGAUGACAACUACUAACAAGGGUAAAUCCCAGGUUCAAGAUUUAAAUCGGCAGCUGAGAAAGGCGAAUGCCUUAGUCAAAGCUUUGACCACAAGACUGACCAGUGAAGGGCAAGAAUUGCAGAAAAGUAACUUGAAAGUGGCUAUUUUACAGAAGAAAUUGGAGACGGCUGAUGGAUUGCGUACAGCCAAUAAGAUUCGUAAUUUGGUAGAGAAAAUCGAAGAGGCCGCUGCGCCAGGCGAAUUCGAUUCGUACGAAUGGAUGUGCAUUAUUGGUCGAGAGACACGGUGGCAAGAAAUUCUUAAAGAUACCCAAUGCUAUGAAUGGGUAAACAGAUUCCUCAGUUGUCUUGAUAGAAUCAUCACCAUCGUUAAAAAAGGUGACAUGGUAGCGAGCUCGACGAAAUCAAAGUGUUGCACUGAAAACGCGAAAAAAGAUAAAAAAAAGGAACCCGAUGAUGAUGAAGAAGAUGAAUCGAAACCUACGCAUGUAGAAGUCGCGCUAAUCGUGACAAAUGUAAUUGAAUUGUGCAAUCGCACCGUCGACGGAUAUUUAAACCAUAUUCCAGCUUAUAUGGAAUUAUUCAAUGCACCCGAUAUGGAAGAAGCUGUAAGAUACCUUCAGGAGUUGGAACUUGAGAUGUAUACCUCGAAUGAAGCUCUAAAACAUCAAAAUGGCGAAAAGUCAUAUACUCGUUGAUUUAAUUUGCUAUUUUAUGAGUGAAAUAGGUAUUCUGUGAUCGAAUUAUUACAAAUAAUAUAAAACAAUUGUUAUGAUAA